Molecule: messenger RNA, 1080 nt
Organism: Apodemus sylvaticus (European woodmouse)
Lineage: Eukaryota; Metazoa; Chordata; Mammalia; Rodentia; Muridae
Product: H-2 class I histocompatibility antigen, Q10 alpha chain-like
Biological process (GO): antigen processing and presentation of endogenous peptide antigen via MHC class Ib; antigen processing and presentation of endogenous peptide antigen via MHC class I via ER pathway, TAP-independent; positive regulation of T cell mediated cytotoxicity
Cellular component (GO): external side of plasma membrane
Molecular function (GO): peptide antigen binding; signaling receptor binding
Source: RefSeq, a predicted model, not a curated record
AUGAAGACCUUUGUUACUGAGGCUCUCCUCCUGUUGCUGAAGGCUCUGCUGUCCCUGACCAGCUAUCAAGAGGGUACCAUCUUUCUUGGCUUUUUCCAAACUCUCUUCACUGUGCGUGGCCUCCCUAAUCCCCAGUUCAUCAGUGUUGGCUUUGUAGAUGACAUACAGUUUGAGAGAUUCAACAGCAGAAGAGAUGUUCAGAGGACAGAGCACUGUGCACCGUGGAUAGAUCAAAAGAAACCAGAGGACUGGAAGGAUAGCACAGACCAGGUCCUGAGCUAUUUUCAGGAUUUCACGGAGGUACUGCAAAGGAUGCUCAAAAUCUACAACUACAGUUCAACUGGGUGUCACAUACUCCAGAGGAGAUAUAGCUGCUAUGUCCUGCUGCAAAGGUAUUUCAAUCACGCAUUCUUUGAAUUAGCCAUCAAUGACCACGAUUACAUCAGGCUGAAUAAGGACCGGAGGACUUGGACCCUAGUUGGCAAGUUUGUUGAGAUGCUCAAGGAAGAGUGCAAUACAUCAGGUUUUACAGAAAGUGUGAAGAAUUACCUGGAGUAUAAAUGCAUGGAAGCACUUCUCACAGAGCUGGAGUAUGGGAAGGAGAUUUUACUGAAAACAGACACCCCCAAAACACAUGUGACCUAUAAGGUCAGAUCCCAAAAAAAAAUCACUUUAAGGUGCUGGGCCUUGAACUUUUACCCUGCUGAAAUUACCCUAAUCUGGGAAAAGGAUGAGAGCAGCCAAACUGCACACAUGGAGGUGUCAGAGCCCAGGCCUUCAGGGGAUGGAAUCUUCCAGAAGAGGGCAGCUCUUGUGGUUCAGUCUGGAGAAGAGCAGAGAUACACAUGUCAUGUGAAUCAUGAGGGGCUGCCUGAGCCCAUGACCCUGAGAUGGGGCAAGGACUGGAAGGCCGGAGACCACCAUCUCUUCCUGGCUACUGUUAUUGCUGUUAUUCUUGGAGCUCUGUUCAUGGGAUCAAUGAUGACUUUUCUGAUAUGGAAGAGGAAAACUAGAGUUGGAGAACUGGGCUUUGCAUUGAUCACCAAAUCUAACUGGUAUUUCCUGAGGUGUAAUAUGUAA